GACUCUAGGUGGGCAGACUGGGCGCUCUUCUUCCCUGACAGGAGUGUCACGAAUCGCGGGAGGCCCCGGCACCAAGAAGGUGAGGAGGCUAAGCUGGGGGCCUCGCGCCUGCCGCCGCCGCAGCCCCCACGCCGGCGUGCGCCCUCCGCGUGGGUCGCGGCUCUGCUCGAGCCGGACGCCGCGAGGAUUUAACGUUUAACGUUCAAGGCUCCCAGCGGCGGCGCUCUCGCAGACAUUCCCGCCUUCGCUAGCCCCUCACGCGGCGCCGCGCUGCGCYCCGCCCCCCCCCCCCCAGUUAUCCGCGAAGCCCCCAGUUCGCCGUAUCUAGAGUCUUGAUUCCCUUCGCAGCGGACCGCAGCCCCCCUCCCCGUCUUCAUCCGCCGCCGGAACCGCAGCCCAGCAUCUCCCUCGGUUCCCGAGCGCCGACUCGGAUUGGGGGUCGCCUUUCCCUCCGGGGGCUGGGCACCGGAUCACCGAGGUGGCCUUGGCGGGGUCAGCUCUGAUGUCAUCAGGGCCGGUGGCGCCUGCCCGGGCGCCACAACCGGCGAUUAGGAAGAAAAUGAAAACACUAGCAGAAAGGAGAAGGAGUGCUCCAUCUCUUAUCUUGGAUAAAGCUCUGCAAAAACGGCCUAGUACCAGGGAAAGUCCUUCUGCUAGUGUUGACACAUGUGCAUUUCUGUCAUCAUUUAUGUGCUCCAGUAGGACUCUGCUAAUUGAUGGUCGGGCAGAACUCAAAAGAGGCCUGCAGAGGCAGGAGAGGCAUCUUUUUCUUUUCAAUGAUCUGUUUGUUGUGGCCAAAAUCAAAUAUAAUAAUAACUUUAAGAUAAAAAAUAAAAUUAAAUUAACUGAUAUGUGGACAGCAAGCUGUGUGGAUGAAGUGGGAGAAGGUAACACCAAUGCCAUGAAAUCCUUUGUCCUGGGCUGGCCCACAGUGAACUUUGUGGCCACUUUCAGUUCUCCAGAACAGAAGGACAAAUGGCUCUCACUUCUUCAGAGAUACAUCAAUCUAGAGAAAGAAAAGGACUAUCCGAAGAGUAUUCCCCUCAAAAUCUUCGCCAAAGACAUUGGGAACUGUGCUUAUUCUAAAACUAUAACAGUAAUGAAUUCAGAUACAGCGAGUGAAGUUAUCAACAUGUCAUUAUCAAUGCUAGGGAUAACUGGCUCUGAGAGAGAUUACCAGUUAUGGGUCAAUUCUGGAAAAGAAGCAGCACCAUAUCCACUCAUUGGGCAUGAAUAUCCCUAUGGAAUUAAAAUGAGCCAUCUUCGAGACACUAUUCUUCUGGCACAGGGAUCAAAGGACUCUGCCUCCCCUUCCAACCUGCAAGAGCCCUUCCUUAUGGAACAACUGCCCCGAGAGAUGCAGUGUCAGUUCAUCCUGAAGCCCAGCCGCCUGGCUGUGGCCCAUCAACUGAGUGAUUCUGGUCAGAAGACAUUUAAAAGGAGAAGAUCUAUCAUACACUGGGCCUUUUGGCGGGGUUCUAGCACUCAUCUGGACAACUUGCCCACAUCACCAACAUCUCCUAUGUCGGGACAGCUCUUUGGAGUGUCUCUCCCAGAUGUUUGUGAGAAUGACAACCUGCCAAAACCUGUCUUGGACAUGCUUUUCUUUCUUAAUCAAAAAGGCCCCCUCACAAAAGGCAUCUUCAGACAGUCAGCCAAUAUGAAGUCCUGCAGAGAGCUAAAAGAGAAACUGAAUUCUGGAAUUGAAGUGCACCUAGACUGUGAAUCUAUUUUUGUGAUAGCGUCUGUCUUAAAGGAUUUUCUACGAAAUAUUCCAGGAAGUAUUUUUUCAUCAGAUCUCUAUGAUCACUGGGUCUGUGUAAUGGAUCAAGGAAACGAUGAAGAGAAAAUAAAUACAAUUCAAAGACUACUAGACCAGCUUCCAAGAGCCAAUGUUGUUCUCCUAAAGUAUCUGUUUGGAGUAUUACGUAACAUUGAGCAACAUUCCUCAUCCAAUCAGAUGACUGCAUUUAAUUUAGCAGUAUGUGUAGCUCCAAGCAUUCUUUGGCCUCCUACCUCCUCCAGCGCAGAACUAGAAAGUGAAUUUACAAAAAAGGUUUCCCUGCUUAUACAAUUUCUGAUUGAAAAUUGCUGUAGGAUAUUUGGAGAAGAAAUCACUUCCCUCCUGGGAGAAGUUUCAGUGAGAUGUGACACUAGAGAGAAUGUCCCAGAUAUCUCUUGCUUCCAACUGAAUGACUCCUCCUAUGACAGCUUGGAAAAUGAAUUAAAUGAGGAUGUUGAUGCUCCAUGCAGUGAUUUGGUACAGAAACUUGGUCAGGGUAGCAGAAGUAUGGAUUCUGUCUUAACCCUAAGUGACUAUGACUUUGAUCAGCCUGAGGUGGAAGGUCUUUUAACCUUGAGUGAUUUUGACUUAGACCAUUCUAAAGAUGAAGACAUUCAAAUGAAGCAGCCUCUUGAAACAAAGCCGGUGAACAUUUCAGGAAUGUAUAGAAAGGCUGCACUGGGGGAGCAUGCCAGGGCCCCAUCUGGCACUUGUUUACCCAGUUACCUGUCCACAACUACAACAGAUGCUCCAAAAAUCCUGCGGCGACACCGGCGCUGUUCAGAACCAAGCAUUGACUACCUAGACUCAAAGCUUUCCUAUCUCAGGGAGUUUUACCAGAAAAAGCUACGCAAGUCCAGCUGUGAUGUAAUCCUCUCUCAAAAAGAUGAGGACUGUCUGAAGCAGAAUCAGUCUCUCCAGGAAGAGAGUAGAACAUGUUCAGUAACAGGCACUGAUGUCAAUGAGAAGAAUGCCACAAAUCAGAACAUUAAGAAGAAAAGCUUCUCUGGUAAUGAAGGAAAUCAUGUGAAACUUUUCACUAAGUCUAAGCCCAUGGCCAUUUCUGUGGCAUCUUAUAGUCAUAUACCCUCCCGGGAUCAUUCCAGGAACCAAACCUUUGAUCCAGAUUCAUCUAGAUACUCCCCACCACACACAGCAGAUGCCCUCAAGAGUUCAAGGACACAUCGGCGCUGCUCAGAGCCCAACAUAGAUGACCAGAACUGCAAACUGACCUAUCUCCGAGGGAUUUAUUCAAAGAAACAACAUAAAACCAGCUGUGAAGCUGGUCUCUUGCAUGGAGAGGAGGAUUAUCUCAAACGGCAUAAGUCUUUGCAAAUGGAGGGGCAAAAGCUUAUCAAUCAGAGUUUAGUCAUGGGGAUUGAGGUGGGCAAGAGCAGUUCCACAAACCAAAGCACUGAGAAGGUUUUACCCCCUAGACUAAACCUUGGCCCCCGAGCCAGCUAUUCCAGCUUAUCUUCACCAGGCACUUCCCCAUCUGGCUCUUCAGUAAGCUCCCAGGACAGUGCUUUUUCUCAGAUUUCUGAACAGUCUGUGUUCACGCCCACUGAAACUUCCUCUCCAAUAGAUUGCACUUUUCAGGCUCAAAGAAAGCAAGAAGAGCUUUCUUCUGACUUUAGUAGUUCUAGCUUCAUUUCUGGAAUGCCUGGUCCCUCAACAGGGCAGGCCAGCAAUCAACCAGCUUAUACAAAAAAGGACAGUACUGUAGAGUGGCAUUCACAAAUGCAUUCUGUAACUCUUCAUCCCAGCACAUGGUUGAGAAAUGGUGUGGCCAGUUUGAAAAACUGGUCUCUCAAAAAGAAAGUAAAGGCAGCCAGACCAGAGGAAAAGAAAAUCUGUCCCCUAAAAGUACCCUUGGAGUUACCUCCUCAUGCUUCUCAUGCCAGCUCACUGCAAGAAAGACAGAAAGACAUACCCUUCCAGGUAGCUGAAGGAUUUGGAGCUAUGCAGACAGCCCAGUGGUAUAGUUCUUAUCCCUGUCAGGAUUCAGAGAAACACUGUGGCUCUCCAUUCAGCCUAGUGGAAAGCAAACUCAAGCUUUGUACAAAGUCCCACGAGAGAGGAGAGAGGGGAGGGCACUCUUCUGCUGGUUCCCUGGCUUGGGGAAGGGCCUCAACCAGCUCUGUAACUGUGGAAGAUGUGGAUAGCCCAGAUGCAGGGCCUGUAGUGGUGUGUGAUGAUGGGGACAGACAUUUAACCAAAGACAUUUAACCACAGUAAGAGUCUGAUGUCUGCAAGAACAGAAACUUAGCUAAUAAUAACAUAAAGACAGUAAUUAUUAUGACCUCUUUUUAUAAAAUAUCUGAGAUAGGUAACAUAAGGAUAAUCAUUGCUAAUACUUAGGACAACAAAACACUUCUUUCUAUUGAGACAACUUGUCAAAAACUGUAUACUAAAAUUUUCAGCAUCUAAUGUUUUGGAGGUUUUUCCUUUUUAAAACGUGGGAUUGAUCCUGUUAUGAGAUUUUAAGAGAUGCAUGCACAGGGCUAGAGAAAGUGCCCUCUGUAGAAGCCUACCUGUGUCAACAAGUGUGAGAUCAGUGUUCUGAGAAGACCAACAUAUCAUAAAUUGAAGAAUCAGAGACGGAGAGAGAAGGGAAUGGUAUAAAGAAACCAUCCACUUUCUGUGGGAUGUUUUUAAAUAAGUAGGCAAGAAAAAAGACCACUAAUCAAAGCAUUAAGAAGAAAAGCAUGUAUGGUAAUGGAGGAAAUCAUGUAAAACCUUUCCCUAAAUCAAAACCUGUUUGUUCUAAGAAACUUCUUAUAGGUGAAUAGUUAGAAUGAAGGAAGAUGCACAUCUCUUUUUAGUGAUAUGCCUCCAAAUUGGUUGGGGAGGCCUGAUAAUUUAUUUCCAGAUGAGGGGAUGUAACCGUUAUAACCUUUAAAGAAAGAGAAGAAAGGUCUAUGGAUAUAAUAUGAAAUAGAGAUCUAUGUAAACCAGAGUCAAGAGACAAGAACAUGGUGGGGGAAAGGGUGUAAUUAAAAUGAUUAGUGCAAACAGGGUCAUGUCCCUUAGGGGUAGCACCUGUAGGUCCAAAGAGCUUAUGACACUGGCCAUCUCAGUCACAGAUGUGUGAAGUAGAUUUCACCUUAUAACCAACCACUCCCAUAUUAAUACUAUAUGUCCAUAUGCAUCUUUUAUUGUAUAAUUAAUAUAUUAAGUCAGCAGGGACUCCCCUUACCCUUAGGCAUACUACUGGCAGAAUUGCAAGAUGUGAAUGAAGCUUUUAGAGUGUCUUUCUGGAAUAACUUACUUCUGUACUUACCAAAAAUAAUAGUUGUAGCCUUUUUUCUUUCAUAUUGACAAAUAGAAAAAUUACCCACCUAAUUUGAAGCAUAGAAGAAAAUAGUUGCUAAGGUUCUUUAAUGACUAUUCCCACUCUGCUCCCUUAGAUACUUAAUGUGAAUAGUCUGUUAAUAUUGCUGUAAAGUAUUAUAUGAUUUGAAGCAGGUUACAUGUCAUUUUAUUAUACUUCAUCAAUCUGUAAUAUAUUAGACUGAUGCUUUAAAAUGCUUUGAGUUUGUAUAAUAUAUCUUGACAAAUUUUAUUACCACAUGUUAUGUAAUAAAUGUGUAUUUUUGUACUUGCAGAAACUGCUGCUAACUUUUAAAGUUGUUUGAUUUUCAAGGCACUGAUAAUGGAUAUGUAUGACUUCCAUGCUGUCUGUUAAAUAAAAUGCCAUUCUACAGAGUUCACAGUCCCAUCAGAGAAAUAUUGACAUUGGGGAGUUGUUUUAGUCUAUGAACUUUAUCUCUGCCUCACAGCGAAAUUUCUUGGGAUAUAGUUAAUGCUGAUUUGGAUCUUUGAGCGUUUAGAGUAGGGUUUUUUCUCUUUUAUAUUUUUAAAAUCAUUUACCAAAUGAGUCAUGUUUUAGAUGCAGAAUCUGCAUUUUUAUCAGGAGUUAUUGCACCCCAGGAAUGACAUAUCCUAUCAGGUGCUCUAACUUGGUAGUCAGGACUACAAUUCCACUUUCAGAAGUGUGAAUAGUUAUGUUUGGGCAAUAUGUACAUACACUGAUACUAAUUUAUACCUAAAUUUUAUAGAAAUAAGAUAAUUUUGCCUUUAAAAAGACUCAACUCAUAGUUUUCAGUAGUUUUAGAAGUUAUCUAUCAAAGAAUCAUCAGUUCAAUUUAAUUGACUGUGUGAGACCUUCUAAUGGUCUAAGAGUGAAUCAUUUCAACCAGAGUACCCAGUUGACUUUAGACACACCAUGACAUUAGUGCUCUUCAGGUUAAUGUGUUAAAUAUGACCGGUUUUUCAUGAGUGCUAUAUGUUUUCCUUCUUAAAACUCAUUCAAGUCUCAUUUGUACAAAUUUAAUUCAUUUAAAGGGGAAUCAAAAAAAGUAUAUUACCUUAGUUCAGAAAAUUAUGUGCUCUAACUUGGUAGCAAGGACCACAAUUCCACUUUGAGAAGUGUAAAUAUUUAUGUUUGGGCAAUAUGUACAUACACUGAUACUAAUUUAUACCUAAAUUUUAAAGAAAUAAGAAUUUUGCCUUUAAAAAGACUUAAACUCAUUGUUUUCAGAUUUAGAAGUUAUCUUUUUUGUGUUUUUAUACUUUGUGUGACAUAACAUUGAAUCAAAAGGAUGUAAUAUAUCCUUCACCCAAUGACUUAUUUUUUCUGUCGAAAAACUUUUAAAAACAUAUCUUCAUCAAUUCUGCUGGAAGUAUUUAACUUCUAUUUUCCUACCAGGUUGUAUUUUGAAAACGGCCUAUUUUAAUGCAAAGAAAAAUUCAUUACCAAGAUACUGUUAGUAAACAAGUUCUAUUCCCUGAAUAAUAAAGUUGUGUAAAAUGUUCA
Molecule: messenger RNA, 6602 nt
Organism: Urocitellus parryii (Arctic ground squirrel)
Lineage: Eukaryota; Metazoa; Chordata; Mammalia; Rodentia; Sciuridae
Gene: Arhgap20
Product: Rho GTPase activating protein 20
Biological process (GO): signal transduction; regulation of Rho protein signal transduction
Molecular function (GO): GTPase activator activity
Source: RefSeq, a predicted model, not a curated record